This is a messenger RNA of Volvox carteri f. nagariensis, 459 nucleotides long. RefSeq lists its product as uncharacterized. The record is from RefSeq and is a predicted model, not a curated record. Lineage: Eukaryota; Viridiplantae; Chlorophyta; Chlorophyceae; Chlamydomonadales; Volvocaceae. The transcript has 3 exons. The coding region runs from base 1 to 459 and encodes 152 amino acids.
AUGUGCUACAGCUGCCUGGUCCUUAUCACUCUGCAACUUCUAGCCCAGUCCGGCCCAACCAUAGCAACAGCGCUGUCCUUUACUUCCUGCGAACCGAAAUGCUUUGACCACGGCACAUGCAAUCCAGAGACACAGAGGUGUGAAUGUCCCCUGCUAUGGCAUGGUUUCGACUGCAGCAUCCCGUUCUCGCAACCCAAGGAGCAAUGCGCGACGUACUCGCACAGUUUGCUCUCAUGCGGUAGCCGCGAUCAGACGCAGUGCCUCAACAGCUGCCACGGCCGCGGCUGGUGCGAAGGCGGCUUCUGUCAUUGCCACCCCGGGCACUACGGUGCGGAUUGUGCGCUGAGUCUCGGGCCGGAUGGCCGCCCGGAGCUGCUGUCCUGGCAGGGCUACACGCCUAGACAGCACGGUGUCAAGAUCUACGUGUAUGAGCUGCCCCCCUUGACGAACACUUGGUGA